AUGCUUCUCGACGGUGACGCAUCCCCACCAUCGAACGAAUACAGGUUUCCCGGCGACGGGGAUGCAACCCUAGAUCGGACCAGCACAUGCUUCAUAAUAGAUGUGAACUUACAAAUUGCUUAUCUCUCUUGGGAAAAAGGAAUCACGGAAUGGAAAGCUAUAUAUAGAAAGGAAGGAACGAAUGAGGAGGAAAGAGAUACAGAGAAUAUGGACAAGAGAGAUAGAAAGAUAACUGAGAUCUCACUUCCAAGAUGGAUGCGGUUCUUAUUUUUGUUGUCCUUAAUUUUUGAACAAAUAUUCACAGGAUGGAGCACAAUCACAUGGAGUUGCUACAAAAUCUCGCAAUCCGUUUGA
Molecule: messenger RNA, 354 nt
Organism: Lactuca virosa
Lineage: Eukaryota; Viridiplantae; Streptophyta; Magnoliopsida; Asterales; Asteraceae
Source: the annotation of a GenBank genome assembly